Molecule: messenger RNA, 3477 nt
Organism: Mizuhopecten yessoensis (Yesso scallop)
Lineage: Eukaryota; Metazoa; Mollusca; Bivalvia; Pectinida; Pectinidae
Product: stress-induced-phosphoprotein 1-like
Exons: 13
Coding region: 84-1757 (557 amino acids)
Molecular function (GO): Hsp90 protein binding
Source: RefSeq, a predicted model, not a curated record
UUCAAGAAACUACGACAUUGUGUUUAGCAGUGUAAGGGAGGUAAUUGGAUCAUCUCCAUUUAGUCGAGAACUUUCUAUAAAAGAUGGCGGAAGCUAAAGAGAAGGUGAAUGAGCUAAAAGUACAAGGCAAUAAAGCAUUGGAAGUCGGGGACUUUGAGGAAGCCAUCCAGAAGUACACCGAUGCCAUAGCCUUAGACCCCUCCAACCAUGUCCUCUACAGUAACCGCUCAGCAGCACUCACAAAGGCAGCUCGCUACCUAGAGGCACUCGGCGAUGCAGAGAAGACAUUGGAAAUCAAGCCUGACUGGUUCAAGGGUUAUUCAAGGAAGGGAGCAGCCCUGCGCUACCUGAAUCGCUACCAGGAGGCAGCUGAGGUCUAUGAGGAAGGACUCCAGGUUGUCCCUGACAAUCAGCAAUUGAAGGAUGACCUUAGGGAAGCAAAGUCCCAUCUCACAGGUCCAGCUGGUAGCCAGCCUUUUGGCAACCCUUUCUCUGCCCCAGACGUCAUGGCCAAGUUGGAGGCUAACCCCAAAACGAGAGAGUAUCUGAAGCAACCUGACUACAAAAUGAUGAUAGAACUAAUGAAGCAAAACCCAAAUAGCCUCCAGAAUUUCCAAGAUCCACGGAUAAUAACAACAUUGGGUGUUCUGAUGGGAUUCGAUUUGGAGGCUAAGAUGGGAGAUAUGGAAACCUCAGAUGAUGCUGAAAAUGACCCUCAGCCUCAAAGUCCUCCUCAAAUGGAAACCAAUGAUAGCGAAUCGAGUAACAAAUCACAAACCUCAGAACAAAAUAGUGCUGUCACUCAGGCUCUUGCUGAGAAGGAGGCUGGCAAUGCUGCCUACAAGAGCAAGAAAUUUGAGGAGGCACUGCAACACUAUGGUGCAGCCAUUGAACUAGACCCAAGCAAUAUGUCAUUAAGGACCAAUACAGCAGCCGUGUAUUUUGAACAAAAGGACUAUGACAGAUGUAUAGGAGUGUGUGAAGAGGCAGUUGAACUUGGACGUGAAAACCGAGCGGAAUACACAAUGAUAGCAAAAGCCUUAGCACGUAUGGGGAAAGCUUACCUGAAGAAGGAGGAUGAUGCAAAUGCUUUGAGGUACUUCCAGAAAGCUCUAGCAGAACACAGAACACCUGAUGUAGCCAAGAGUAUACAGGAGAUCGAGAAGCGCAUGAAAGAAAAAGAAAGACUGUCAUUUAUUGACCCUGAGAAAUCCUUGGAAGCAAAAGCAUUAGGCAAUCAAUUCUUUCAGCAAGGUGACUAUCCGACAGCAAAAAAACACUAUGAUGAGGCAAUAAAGCGGAAUCCAGAGGAUGCCAAGUUAUACAGUAACCGAGCCGCCUGUUACACAAAGCUAAUGGAGUUCAGCUUAGCCGUAAAAGAUGCUGACAUGUGUAUAAAACUUGACCCUACAUUUGUGAAAGGCUACCUACGAAAGGGCGGUGUCUUGCAGGCAAUGAAAGAAUACAGCAAAGCUGCUUCAGCCUACCAGAAAGCACUUGAGGUGGAUCCAAAAUGUGAGGAAGCUUCACGGGGGUACCGGGAGGCACUGAUGGCAGAGGGUGGGGAUCCGGAGGCUGUCCGGAAGCGAGCCAUGGCUGACCCUGAGGUACAGCAGAUUCUUCAAGACCCAGCAAUGCAGCUUAUACUGCAGCAGAUGCAGAAAGAGCCAGAGGCUGUUAGAGAACAUUUGAAAAAUCCUGAAGUAGCCAAGAAGAUUGAAAAACUGUUGGAAAGUGGUAUCAUUGCUAUUCGUUGAUAACGGGCUGGGAUUACAUAUUGCAGAGUGAUGAGGCAUUAUGGACAUGUAAAUGCACAAUGGACUACAACUUCAUCAUGUUACUUUUAAUAUUGAACAACAAAUGUCUGGAUGAUGUGAAAUUCUUACAAUGGUGGUCUGUCAUAGAUGAUUUUGUGUUCCGGACGUUACAACACAUUGGGGAAACCAAUGUUAUCCAUGUUCUAGGGUAGGGGAGAUGGAUGAUAUCCCUGUACUAGGGUAGGGGAGAUGGAUGAUAUCCAUGUACUAGGGUAGGGGAGAUGGAUGCUAUCCAUGUACUAGGGUAGGGGAGAUGGAUGCUAUCCCUGUACUAGGGUAGGGGAGAUGGAUGCUAUCCAUGUACUAGGGUAGGGGAGAUGGAUGAUAUCCCUGUACUAGGGUAGAGAUGUAUCCAUGUGCUAUGAUUGGGCAACAGAUGAUAUUCCUGUGUGGGAGUGGAGAAACAAAUGCUAUCCUUGUGCUAGGGUGGGGGAAAUGAAUGCUAGAACUUAAUCAGGAACAUGAACUAGUCGUAAAUGUAUUGAAAGUGAUUAAGGCUUUGCAACAGUUUGUUUUUGUAUUUCUAAAAGAUCCAGAGGUACAGCAGGGUAUAUUUUUAACAGUGACAAUCUGCAUUAUGGGUAUGUACAGGUAGAUUUUACCUGUGAAAACAACAAUAUGGGACCAUAACAUAAUACUAUAUUUAUACUGUUGAUAUUUGUGUUAGGAUUACACACCCUCUGUAAGGUAAGAAUAGGAAGAAGAUUGGGUAUAUUUCCUGUCUGCCAGGAGCUAGGAGCUAGCAUGAUGCUUUGAUGCAGUAUCUGAUGAGUGUAGUGCAAUUCCUGCAGAGUUCUGUUGGAAAGCAAGAAAAUGAUGCACAUGCAUAUGGUCCCUGAUUUACAGGAUUACACCAGCACAGGGAACCUCGGUAAACCACGAGACUGGAUACACACCAUUGUAUUGUUGAACCUGUAUAUUUCACAUAUUUUCUGAAUGCAUGUUCCAUAAGAAAAAGUCUUUUUUUUUGUUUUGCUCAAAAUCUAAUUGGCAAAUUUUAGUCCUGUUCAUUCCAUUUAUGUUCGUCAUUAGGUAAUUCAUUGCAGUGAUAUUUCAUUCGUUUAGCUGAGUCACUAGAUUCAUACAGAGUUUUCUGUAAACUAUCAUAAACUUUACAGAUAUUUUCUGAAGUUCUGUCACUGAUUCCUAAGGUAAAGUUGUAUAAAUAUACCAACAACUGUUUCAUCAGGGAAUACUGGUAUGUUCUAUGGUGAUUCUUGGUUUGGAGCCUGUAGCAGUCUAACACGUGACACUGACGAAUCUGUUAGACGUUGACAACCAAUACUGUACCUGUGAUACAGCUGCCGCUGUGUUGCCGAUUGUGAAGAUGAUGAUGUGGUGUUGAAAGGACUGACAAUGAUACAGCUGUGUUAUUGAUGAGAUGUUUGUGGUGGGGCUGUCACUGCAUCAGUAUUAACAAUGCUGCUGUGUUAUUGACAGUGCUCACAGUACUAGGCUGGCAAUGAUGCAGUUUUGUCCUUUUAAAGCAAUGAUACUGUGUUGACAAUACUGUGAUGAAAAAUGCUGUUGUUUUGUUGACAAGAUUUGAACACAUUUCUUUAGAAUACAGGCAAUAUAUAAUGAUUGCAGAUUGAGAUGUUGUAGGUGUUCUAUGGCUUUGUACGUAAUGGAAACAAUAGAACAUGAAUUAAUCAGACAA